AUGUCGCUACAUCGAUCAACAGAUCCCUUAGUAUGGAUCGAUUGUGAGCUCACUGCGAACCAGAUGACAGGACUGGACGCCGAGACGGACCAGAUACUCCAAAUCUGCUGCUUCAUCACGGACGCCCAGCUCAACGUCCUGGAGCCUCAAGGCUUCGAGACGGUGAUUCACCACCCGGACUCCACCCUCGAUGCCAUGAAUCCCUGGUGCAUCGACACCCACGGCCGCACGGGCCUCACCGACGCUGUGCGCGCGUCGACCACAACGCCCACUGCAGCCGCCGACUCGCUCCUUGCGUACAUUCAACGCCACGUCCCUGCACCUCGUUCUGCCCUGCUGGCCGGCAAUAGUGUCCAUGCCGACAAGGCCUUUCUAGUUCGCGGUCCUUAUGCAAAGGUCAUCGAGCAUUUGCAUUACCGGAUCCUAGAUGUGAGCACCAUCAAGGAAGCAGUGCGUCGCUGGGGAAGCGAAGAGUUGCUCGCCCAUGCCCCACCGAAACGAGGGGUGCAUCUGGCCCGCGACGACAUUCUGGACAGUAUUGCCGAAAUGCGCUUUUACCGGGAGAAGCUGUUUGGCUAG
Molecule: messenger RNA, 579 nt
Organism: Penicillium chermesinum
Lineage: Eukaryota; Fungi; Ascomycota; Eurotiomycetes; Eurotiales; Aspergillaceae
Product: oligoribonuclease
Exons: 2
Coding region: 1-579 (192 amino acids)
Cellular component (GO): mitochondrion
Molecular function (GO): 3'-5'-RNA exonuclease activity; nucleic acid binding
Source: RefSeq, a predicted model, not a curated record